Messenger RNA from Labrus mixtus (cuckoo wrasse), 5573 nucleotides. It is a transcript of the gene drosha, whose product is annotated as drosha ribonuclease III. Bases 187 to 4275 code for a protein of 1362 amino acids. Gene Ontology annotation, biological process: primary miRNA processing; pre-miRNA processing; regulation of gene expression. The record is from RefSeq and is a predicted model, not a curated record. Lineage: Eukaryota; Metazoa; Chordata; Actinopteri; Labriformes; Labridae. The transcript is spliced from 32 exons. Gene Ontology annotation, cellular component: nucleus. Gene Ontology annotation, molecular function: ribonuclease III activity; double-stranded RNA binding.
CUAACUAUUCCGGCUGGAAACAAGGUCUCUAAGAAAGCGUGAUGCCUGUGCUAAACCUCAACAUAUCACAAAGGUCCAUAUAGCCAUUUACAAAACGAUUUAUAAUAGUGUAGUAAUUCGUUAUUUACGAGGACUUGAAGACGGGAUAACACGCGUUUGCUGCUUGUACGCUUUAGUCGUAAAGUCAUGUCCUUCCAUCAUGAUCGUGCUGGUCCCAGAGGAGGAAUGCCUCCAGGCCAGCAUGGCUCCCCUCAAAACUACCGCCCCACCAACCUGAGGCAGCCACCCCCCCAGCCCCCUGUUCCUCCGUACCACUAUGACCCCCAGACUCCGGCCGCUUCCGGCUACCAUGGCAACACUGGCUACAUGCCCGCACACUCCGACUUCAUGCAGUACCCUCCACCUGUCCCCUCUCAGCCUCCAAGUUCUCUCAACCAGUGCCCCGUGCGUCCACCUUUCCCCAAGCCCCCGGUCCGGCACGGCUUCCCCGAACCCCCGCCGAGGUUUCCACCGCCUCCUCUCCCCAGCUCCACGGGCGGUCCCACCCAAGGGUCUCAGGUGUCUGCUCAAAACGCCUACCACCCUUACAUGAUGCCUCCUGUGCCCCCGCCGCAAUUACCCCACCCACCCAUGCCGCCCCCUAUGGCUUCACAGUCUAUGGGCUACCACUCUCCGUACUCCAUGAACUACCCCCACCCUCCUCACCCUCCUUUCCCUCCUCCGCCGCCCUUCAACCCGGGCUACACUCAGAGCCCCAACACAUUCAAACCUGACCACGGCUUCAGGCACGGGGGGCAGUACAAGUUUGAGAAGCCCGCGGACAGCCGCAGGUCUCCAGAGAGAGGCUAUCACCACGACGAGCACAGGACGCAGAAGGGCUACGGCUACGGCGGCCACGGCGAGAAGAGUAAAAUGGAAUUUCCUGGAGAGAGGAAGGACCGCGGGAGGAGCCCGGACAGGCGCGGCAGACCGGAAGGGGGGCGGUACAGGUCAGAGUACGACAGAGGGAGGACUCCGCCCAGACACAGGAGCAGGGACAGAAGCAGGGAGAGGUAUCGACACAGAGAAAGUCGGAGAUCCCAGUCGCCUGACAGACACAGAAAGAGACCUCGAAGCCGGUCUUCAAGCAGAGACAGGAAGCGCGGCCGCUGGGAGGACGAGAGGGAGAGGAGGUCCGAGAGCUCGUCCGGCCCGAGCAGAGAGCGCAGCUACGUCUCGGUCAGGAGCCGAGACUCCGAGGAGGCCUCGACCGACAGAGAGCGAGAGAGGGAGAGAGAGAGGGAGCGGGACCGAGACCGAGACAGAGAGAGAGACAGAGAGAAGGAGAAGGAGAAGACGGAGGAGGAGAAAGAGGAAGAGGAGCUGCUGAAACCGGCGUGGAUCCGCUGCACGCACGCCGAGAACUACUACUCCAGCGACCCCAUGGACCAAGUGGGAGACUCCACCGUGGUGGGGACCAGUAAGCUGCGGGAUCUGUACGAGCGCUUCGAGGAAGAGCUGCUGAGGAGGCAGGAGAGAGCGAAGGCUGCUCGACCAAAGUGGGACCCGCCCAAGACCAAACUGGACGAAGACCCAGAUGACAGCAGCAGUGAGUCAGAAUGUGAGUCAGACGCUGAAGGAAGCACCUGCUCCAGCAGCUCCGACUCGGAGGUGUUUGAUGUCAUCGCCGAGAUCAAGAGGAAGAAAGCUCACCCCGACCGGCUGCACGAGGAGCUGUGGUACAACGACCCGGGGCAGAUGAAUGAUGGUCCCUUGUGUAAGUGCAGUGCCAAGGCCAGACGUACGGGGAUCCGCCACAGCAUCUACCCGGGGGAGGAGUCCGUCAAACAAUGCCGAAUAAUGAACAACAAUUCAGGCAAACUGUUUCACUACAGGAUCACCGUGUCCCCGCCCACCAACUUCCUGACGGACAGGCCGACGGUGAUCGAGUACGAUGACCACGAGUAUCUGUUUGAAGGCUUCUCUCUUUUCUCCCACAAACCUCUCACUAGUAUCCCAUUGUGCCGUGUGAUCCGCUUCAACAUAGAUUACACCAUCCACUUCAUAGAGGAGAUGACACCGGAGAACUACUGUAUCCGAGGCCUGGAGCUGUUUGCUUCCUACUUGUUCCAGGACGUUCUGGAGCUGUACGACUGGAACCUGACAGGUCCUGAAGAUGAAAACGAGGAGUCUGGAUGCCAGCAGUUUCAUUUCAUGCCCCGUUUUGUUCGAUUCUUACCAGACGGGGGGAAGGAGGUGCUGUCCAUGCAUCAGGUGCUGCUGUACGUCCUGCGAAGCAGCAAGCCGCUGGUCCCCGAGGAGGAGAUUGCAGAUAUGCUGCAGUGGGAGGAGCUGGAGUGGCAGAAAUACGCGGAGGAGUGCAAGGGCAUGAUCGUCACCAACCCGGGCAUGAAACCGAGCUCGGUGCGGAUCGACCAGCUGGACAGGGAGCAGUUCAACCCGGACGUCAUCACCUUCCCCAUCAUCGUUCAUUUUGGGAUCAGACCCGCUCAGCUGAGCUACGCAGGAGACCCUCAGUACCAGAAGCUGUGGAAGAGCUACGUCAAACUACGCCACCUGCUGGCCAACAGCCCCAAGGUCAAGCAGCUUGACAAGCAGAAGCUGACGCAAAGAGAGGAAGCUCUUCAGAAGAUCCGUCAGAAGAACACCAUGCGCCGCGAGGUGACAGUGGAGCUGAGCAGUCAGGGCUUCUGGAAGACCGGCAUCCGCUCCGACGUCUGUCAGCACGCCAUGAUGCUGCCUGUCCUCACGCACCAUAUCCGGUACCACCAGUGUCUGAUGCACCUGGACGACCUCAUUGGCUACGUCUUCAAGGAGCGCUGCCUCCUUCAGCUCGCCAUGACUCACCCCAGUCACCACCUGAACUUCGGCAUGAACCCCGAUCACGCGCGCAACUCUCUCUCCAACUGUGGCAUCCGGCAGCCCAAGUACGGAGACAGGAAGGUCCACCACAUGUACAUGAGGAAGAAGGGAAUCAACACAUUGAUUAACAUCAUGUCUCGUCUGGGGCAGGAUGACCCUUCCCCCUCCAGGAUCAAUCACAACGAGAGACUGGAGUUCCUGGGUGAUGCUGUUGUCGAGUUCCUCACCAGCGUCCACCUGUACUACCUGUUCCCCAGUUUAGAGGAGGGCGGCCUGGCCACCUACAGAACAGCCAUCGUACAGAACCAGCACUUAGCCAUGCUAGCCAAGAAACUGGAGUUAGAUCGCUUCAUGCUCUACGCACACGGACCCGAUCUGUGCCGGGAGUCGGACCUGCGACACGCCAUGGCCAACUGCUUCGAGGCUCUUAUCGGUGCUGUGUAUUUGGAAGGAGGCUUGGACGAGGCGCGUCAGCUCUUUGGUAGACUGCUUUUCAACGGCCAGGACUUGCGGGAGGUCUGGCUCAACUACCCACCACACCCCCUGCAGGUCCAGGAGCCUCAGACGGACAGGCAGCUGAUCGAGACGUCUCCCGUCCUCCAGAAACUGACCAGCUUCGAGGACUCCAUCGGAGUUCUGUUCACACAUGUGCGCCUCCUGGCCCGAGCUUUCACCUUGAGGACCGUCGGCUUCAACCACCUCACCCUGGGCCACAACCAGAGGAUGGAGUUCCUGGGAGACUCGAUCAUGCAGCUGGUGGCCACGGAGUACCUCUUCAUCCACUUCCCCGACCACCAUGAAGGACAUUUAACGUUGCUUCGCAGUUCUCUGGUGAACAACCGCACGCAGGCCAAAGUGGCGGAGGAGCUGGGCAUGCAGGACUUUGCCAUCACCAACGACAAAACCAAACGUCCUGUCGCGCUGCGGACCAAGACUCUGGCUGACCUGUUGGAGUCUUUCAUCGCCGCUCUCUACAUUGAUAAAGAUCUGGAGUACGUGCACACCUUCAUGAACGUCUGCUUCUUCCCCCGGCUGAAGGAGUUUAUCCUGAACCAGGACUGGAAUGACCCGAAGUCUCAGCUGCAGCAGUGCUGUUUGACCCUGAGGACUGAGGGCAAGGAGCCCGACAUCCCACUGUACAAGACCCUGCAGACGGUGGGGCCCUCGCAUGCCCGCACCUACACCGUCGCUGUGUAUUUCAAAGGGGAGCGAAUCGGCUGUGGCAAAGGCCCAAGUAUCCAACAGGCAGAAAUGGGAGCUGCGAUGGAUGCGCUUGAAAAAUAUAACUUCCCACAGAUGGCUCAUCAGAAGCGCUUCAUCGAGCGGAAAUACAGACAGGAGCUGAAGGAGAUGAGACGCGAGCGAGAGCGGCAGGAGAAGGAGACCGACGAGACGGAGGAGAGCAGGAAGUGACAGCACCUUCUCGCCUAUCAGGACUCCUGCGUCAACAUCAUCAGGAAGCAAGAGUCGGAUAAAUGCAGAUGCUGCUAGAAGAUCUAGCAAUUAUGAUCCCUUGAAGUUCCACUUAAAAACACCUUAGGGACACAGGUGACAAUUAGCUAGUUUGCUGUCACUGUUUUUUUCAGAAUUUAGAGCGAAAGUGAGAUUUUGACCGAGGUGUUUGAAGUGAACGCGUGACAGAAGGCAAACAGAAUCAGCAAAAAAGCAACAUGCUGUCAUGUUUUAUGCUGUUUAUAACUGCGGCACUGUCAAAGUUGGCCUUAUGUUGUUUUUAUGUUUGUCUGUUGCCGAGACUUUAAAUAUUGAAUUAACUCUUUAAAUCCCAAACAACAGCAGGAGACGCGCACAAUGUUACAGCCACAUGCAAGAUGAUGAAAUAAAAUAACAUGUUUGUUUUUUUUAAUGAAGUAUGAGAUCAUAAAUAAACAAAAAAAACAAAGCUGAUAUUGUAAAUAAAGUUUUGGAUCAUGUAAAAAAAAAACCUGAUUUAUUUUUGCUUUUAUUCUAAUCCUCACCUGCUUAGUGAGAGGCCUUAAAACCAGACCCAAUUAUUUUCAAUCACCACGAUGUCACCAGCUGCCUCACAUCUGCCACUCAUCCUCUAAUAAUCAAAAUGCAAUCCCCCCCCCCCCCCUCUCUCUUUUUUAAACCUCUCUCCAAAUCCGAUUGGCUGUCUGACAGAUCUUAAUUAUAGAUUGUCUAAUUAACAAUUUCCUCAGCUCAGUAGCCUCUGGAUCCAGCUAUUUAACAACAGCCGUCAUAUGAAUACCACUAUCUGACUUGUAGAGGUGUUUUUUUUUGUUUUUUUCUUCGACUUAGAUUUAUCGCAGAUAAUAAACACACACAUGUGAGGAGAGUAAAUUUCCUGCCUGCCCGCCCCGUGGCUGCGAUCACAAUUUUUCCAGAUAAAAGUGAGAAUGAUCGUUACGUAGCCGGGAGAGAGAGAGAGAGAAGAAGAAGAAGUCCGCUCCACGAGUAAAUAAAGCUGUCAAAUCAUUAACCCCCUCCGUGUGUUUAAUCAUGUUUAAAAAGGGAAGAAUAUCACACAAAGAGAGCCGAGAGGGGUGAUUUUUAAAGAGAUUUAAUUGUGUCAUAUAAAUAUUCAGUACAAAAUAUCACGUUUUACAAAGCAGGUGGAUGAGCGGCCGAUGACGUUUUUUUAACACUACCACAACCUCUCAGACUGUUUCUACAUCGACAAAACUCCACUGCUCAAUCACAUUGUCACCAACAUAAGUAGAGGCGAGCCC